AUGACCAUUGGUGCCAUCAGUGAUGGAGUAAAUAUUUCCAAAGAAGCUCGGAGCGCAAUAUCUCGAGCGGCAAGCGUGUUUGUGCUUUAUGCAACAUCAUGCGCAAAUAACUUUGCCAUGAAGGGGAAGAGGAAAACGCUGAACGCUGGCGAUGUUCUCUCUGCCAUGGAGGAAAUGGAGUUUCAGCGAUUUGUAGCCCCUUUGAAAGAAUCACUGGAAGUUUACAGGCGUGAACAGAAAGGAAAGAAAGAAGCAAGGAAAGAUAAAGACAAGAAGGCAGACUCAGAGGAGCAAGAUAAGAGCCGAGAGGAAGAGAAUGAUGACGAUGAUGAAAGGAUGGAGGAAGAAGAGCAAAAUGAUGAGGAAGAGGUGGACAACUGAGCUUGCUCAUGAGACGUGUGCAGGGGCUGGGUUUUGUUCAGAGAGAUAUAAAUGCUGUAAAUCAAUCUUGCUGUGUGCCCUCUUGUUUCCAGUAGAGCUUCGUAUUGUUCCUCUGGGGCCCGUCCCUUUUUGGCUUUAACUUUUACUUAAAGGACUUCUGUAAAGCUUUUCUCGUGGAAGGACCACUCCUCCCCGGGUUCUGAAGAGAGCAGCGGGACUGGGCUUUUUAUGCUGGGUUGGCUCUGAAAUAGAGGGGAAAAGGAAUGUCGGAUGUGCAGUACAGAAGCUGGCCAGGAGAACUUGAGAGACCCUUGAAUAAGCUCGUUAAACCAAGUCAGGGGCUGAAUCAAAUAGAUCAUUAAUCCUUUGGGGUUUGGAAUCUACACGAUGAUGUCCGGAGCCUUGGAAGCUGAGCAUUUGAGCUUUUUAUCCAAGUGACUUGGUUUUUUCCUUCGUUUUCUUGCAUUCUGGCUGUGCCUUCUCUUCCUGCUGUAACUGUGACAGCCAUACUGUGUCCUUUGACCUUCCCAGUCGUCUACAGCGAUACAGUACGACUGUACAAGGACCAGUGGUCCCUUUGGCUGACUUUCUGCCCCAAAUCAACCUAAAUCACAAAACUCCAGAGCACUUAGGAUGUAAACCAAAUAACAAAAGUGCUUGGUUCGUGUCUUUGAAGCCCCAGGAGAGCAAGAGGACUUCUAUUAAAAAUCUGAAGCAAAAUUAAUGGCUGAAAUGGGUAUUAGGAUGACAAAAGGUGGCUGUAUCAAGUGCUGCGUUUGUUGCAGGGCAGCAGUAGGCACCAGUGGAUCGGAGGCUCUCGCCUUCUUUCCCUCCUUUGCAGAGCUGCAGCUCCUGCAGACAGGUUGGUGAUUGCAAGCAAGUCUAAAUACGGUAGAAUCGAGUGCUGGAUUUUGGUGGGUUGGGGUUUUUUUCCUGACUGGAAUGGACUAAUGACAUCAGAAGUCCCUCUUUAGCCUUCGGCAGUCAUCCCAGAGACACAGGCUGCUGCCCAGUGCCAUGGGCUCCUGGAGGGAGGCGAGGUUGGGACGCUCCUACCUAGGAACGUUAGCCUCUGGCUUUUAAAAUCUCUCCUUCAGGAAAGAUGGGUUGAAACAAGAUGUUUGUGUUCCUCAUGCUCCGAUAGGUUUGUUCUUCUACACUUUCUUAGUUUUGAUGCCUUUCUUUUCUCUUCUCUGAGAAAGUAUCUAUUGGAGUAAGCUCCUUUUGGGGGGAAAAACAGCUUUAUUAUUUGACUGAUCUUUUUGAAGAUUCAUAAACCUGGUAUUUGAACCUGGUAUUUAACCGAGGUCUGGUGAAUGAAAUUUGAGGAAAGUUUUA
This is a messenger RNA of Egretta garzetta (little egret), 1719 nucleotides long. RefSeq names its product DNA polymerase epsilon 3, accessory subunit. Bases 1 to 381 code for a protein of 126 amino acids. Gene Ontology annotation, cellular component: CHRAC; epsilon DNA polymerase complex. NCBI's taxonomy places the organism in Eukaryota, Metazoa, Chordata, Aves, Pelecaniformes, Ardeidae. Gene Ontology annotation, molecular function: protein heterodimerization activity; chromatin DNA binding. The transcript has 4 exons. The record is from RefSeq and is a predicted model, not a curated record. Gene Ontology annotation, biological process: leading strand elongation; DNA damage response; heterochromatin formation.